Pistacia vera is the source of this 1819-nucleotide messenger RNA. RefSeq names its product transcription factor bHLH122-like. Lineage: Eukaryota; Viridiplantae; Streptophyta; Magnoliopsida; Sapindales; Anacardiaceae. Bases 282 to 1508 code for a protein of 408 amino acids. Gene Ontology annotation, biological process: regulation of transcription by RNA polymerase II. The transcript is spliced from 8 exons. Gene Ontology annotation, molecular function: DNA-binding transcription factor activity, RNA polymerase II-specific; RNA polymerase II cis-regulatory region sequence-specific DNA binding; protein dimerization activity. Gene Ontology annotation, cellular component: nucleus. The record is from RefSeq and is a predicted model, not a curated record.
CACCUCCUGUACACAUCAUACAAAUAUUUUCUGUAAUUUCUCUUUGCGCUUUUUUCAUUUCACUUUCUCUCUGUUCAGUCUCUGGCAACAACAACAACACCAUCAGCUUCAACAAAAACACUUCCAUCAGAAGUACUGAAAAAAAAAAAAGAAAGUGAUCAUUUAGAUAGUGGAGAGGGAGAGGGAGUGAUUGAGUGAUUCAGAUCAGAUUCAAGAUUAUGGAACUUACUUCAAUGGUAUUCUAAAGUUUGAUCUGAGUUAAACAACCUAAACAAGAAGAAAUGGAGUCAGAUCUUCAACAGCACCACCACCAUCGCCAUGAUCACCAGCGACAGCUGAACUCGAGCUUGACACGUUACCAAUCAGCUCCAAGCACAUACUUCUCAAGUUUCUUAGAGAGAGAUUUGGACAGAGAAUUCUGUGAAGACUUCUUGAAGAGCUCAAGCCCUGAAACCGAACGAAUUUUCGCAAAAAUUUUGACAAAUUCAUCAGAACAAAGUCCGGGAAUCACCCAGCAACAGUUGCCAGUGACGGAGAAGAUAGUGGAGCCUCCACAGCCGAGACAGAGUAGUCUUCUUCCAUUAAAUAAUCAACAGACUAGUCUUCAUCCAUUAAAUAAUCAACAGAGAAAUUUUUCCUCUGUUUCUCAGAGUUUUUAUCCGAGCCAGCCUCAACAGAACGUGCAGAAUCAGAAUUCUUCAGGCUCUGAAAUGGGCUAUAGAGCGAUGAAUUCAGUUGGGGUGGAUCGUUUUCCGCCGCCGAUGAAGCCGAGUGGCAGUGGAAAUAGUUCAAAUCUCAUCCGCCAUAGCAGCUCUCCUGCAGGGCUUUUCAACACUAUUAAAAUCGAAAAAGGCUAUGUUGUGAUGCAAGGCAUGGGAGACUAUGGCGGCGGAAAUAGCGCAAAUAGAGAAGCAUCAUUUUCUUCUGCAGGCAGGCCACCGGUUGCUUCCGGGCCAAUGAGUCCAAUAGCUGAAAUGGGAAAUUCAGGCAACAAUGAGAGUUUCGAUCAGAGGCCUGGCAACACUUACUCAACCGGUUUCGGCAUCGAUUCCUGGGACGAAUCUUCGAUGAUUUCAGAAAAUCUCAGUGGAGUGAAGAGACUUAGAGAUGAAGACAGGACUCUUUCUGGAUUUAGUGAAGCUGACACUGAGAAUUUGGACACCGGAAAUCGCCCUCCUCCACUUCUGGCUCAUCACUUGAGUUUACCAAAAGAUCUGACAUCAAUCGAGAAGCUUUUACAGAUCCAGGAUUCUGUGCCGUGCAAGAUUCGAGCCAAGCGGGGUUGUGCAACUCAUCCCAGAAGCAUUGCUGAGAGGGUUAGAAGAACCAAAAUAAGCGAACGCAUGAGGAAACUUCAAGAUCUUGUACCCAACAUGGACAAGCAAACAAACACAGCAGACAUGCUAGACUUGGCUGUAGAUUACGUGAAAGAGCUUCAAUCUCAAGUGAAGGCACUUUCUGACAAACGUGCAAGGUGUACGUGUUUGAGCAAGCCGCAGCAGCCAUAAAACAAAAGAAAUGUCAAAAGAGGAUGAAAAGGCAAAGAUGCAGAGGUUCUUCUCUUCACCGAAAAUGAAGAAGAUAUUAUUUUAUGUAGGUGUGAAGAGAUAAAAAGAAAGGCUGCUAACUAGAAGCAGUAAUUUGUAUAGUAAUUUGCAUAUCUAAGUAGAGUUUAUAGAUGGAUUAUUUUAUCGAUUUAUCAGAACCAGCGCCAGAAACCAGAACCCAGAAUUGUUAAGAGUGUUGAAUAAAAAUCUAUCGAUUUAACAAUUCCAUUUUAGUACUAAACAUGUGUUUAAUUCCUGAGUUGUAAGUUCAA